This is a messenger RNA of Dimorphilus gyrociliatus, 373 nucleotides long. The record is from the annotation of a GenBank genome assembly. Lineage: Eukaryota; Metazoa; Annelida; Polychaeta; Dinophilidae.
ACUAAAAUUUCCGCACUUGGCAACAACACUAUACAGAGGUAAAAACAUUAAUAGUUGUAACAAAAUGUCGAAUUACAGCUACCACUGGGACCAGUAUAAGGGUCACUCAAGUAGUGUAGGUCACAUAAUGCGAAGCACCGCAUCGGAGUACAGAAGGAAGCAUCUACCUUCUCCAAUUCUGAGAGAAUUUCUUGAGCGACAAGAUUACACCAAAGCUCCUAAUGUUAAGAUUCCUCCUGCGGAAAGAUGCUUGCCGUUCUUACCUGCGAGUGCAAAUCUUGCUAAUCAUAAUUCGCAGCAAUCGAAUAUCGUAUCGAGAGAGAAACCGUGUUGUCAGUCGUGUUCAGAUGGGGGACAAUGUGCUGGAAAAUGA